Molecule: messenger RNA, 1377 nt
Organism: Gadus macrocephalus (Pacific cod)
Lineage: Eukaryota; Metazoa; Chordata; Actinopteri; Gadiformes; Gadidae
Product: BTB/POZ domain-containing protein KCTD12-like
Exons: 1
Coding region: 64-837 (257 amino acids)
Biological process (GO): protein homooligomerization; regulation of G protein-coupled receptor signaling pathway
Cellular component (GO): presynaptic membrane; postsynaptic membrane
Source: RefSeq, a predicted model, not a curated record
CAGUAUAAACUACCAUGUUGCUACUUCACAUCCAGCACGCAGUCCUCCCACACCAAUGCGUAGAUGGCGCUGAGCGACAGCCAGGUUUCCUCCUCCUCCUUCCCGGAGAUCGUCGAGUUGAACAUCGGAGGACAGAUUUACACGACUCGGCUGGAGACCCUAAACGCGGUCCCAAACUCCCUGCUGUGGAACACCUUCUCUCAGGGAUCUCCCAAGUUCGCAGCCAGGGACAGCGGCGGACGCUUCUUCUUCGACCGGGACGGCUUUUUGUUCCGCUACAUCUUGGAUUAUUUAAGGGACUCGAACUUCGUUCUGCCGGACUCGUUCAGAGAAAGGGGACGCUUACAAAAAGAAGCAGAUUUCUUUCUUCUGCACGACUUCUCCAAGCGCCUCGAUGGGGACAGCGAAGUGGACAGCCCCCACUCUGCCGUGUCCGCUGUCAGCCCAGUGGUUGGGCCCCUGGGGAACCCACUCGGGGUCCGAACUGGUUACGUUACCAUCGGUUACCGGGGUACGUAUACCAUCGGACGGGACUUCCAAACCGACGCAAGGUUCCGGAGAGUGGCCAGGAUUACAGUUUGUGGUAAAAUCUCCUUAGUGAAGGAGGUGUUUGGGGACACAUUGAACGAGAGUCGCGACCCCGACCGCCCCCCGGACAAGUACACGGCCAGGUACUACCUCAAGUACAACUUUCUGGAGCAGGCGUUCGAUCAAUUGGCGGAAACUGGACUCCGCAUGGUGGCUUGUAGCUCCACCGGUACGUGCGCCUACACCAGCAACGACCCCAACGAAGACAAGAUCUGGACCAGCUACACCGAGUACGUUUUCUCCCGGUGAAGACCAGAAUGUAGCACAGUUUAUAUUAGAUUUAUCAUCGUUGAUUGAACUUUAAGAAGACAAAACAUUUCGUGUAAGGCGGGUUGCUCGAAGACGUAGGCUAUAUCGUUAGUAGCCUAUUUGUUUGGGUAUCCGUUGGCAACCGUCCAAGAUCUUGAAGAAAACGUCAAACGGUUAGCUAGCUGUGGUUCUUUAGUCUAAAGGUCGUAACAUUUAAUUUUGGCCGCACGACAGGUAGUCUCGGUAAAAUAAAUAAAGUCUAACUUUUUACUAAUAGUGAGUUAAGGUGACAGUUCGUCUUAACAAAACUUUCUAUUAGUGAAUGAAUACGGCCGUUAGUUUGGCCACCGGCCGUUUUUCCUGAAGAGAAAUUAAUAGCAUGCCUAGAUGGCUUGAAUCUGGACGCCAAUGUUUAUGCUUAUUGGUUUUAAAAUGAGUUAUUAUCCAGUUAUGAAUGUUGUUCUUAAGAGUUUUUUGUCUAUUCUACCUAAUGUCAUUGUUUUAAAUCUGUUGCUGAAAUAAAGUCAUAACAAAAUCUCA